AAAUCUAAUAAUAAUAAUUCGAUUCAAAUAUAAAACACUUGUUGAACAACAAAGAGUCUCUCUCUCUCUCUCUCUCUCCUUGUUCUUCUUCGAGGAAGCGAAAGAGGGAUUCUUCAGAGGUCGGAGAUGAUGAUAGUUAAGGAUCUCCUUCGAUCCAGGGCCUCCAUGAAGGUUAGCAGCCUCAUAAGGCAUGCUGCAAGUGCCAGCAUCGCGCAAAGGCAACCAAUUGCGAGCGCUGAUCCUUUUAAUAGGCAGAUGAGCUCGGAGGCAUCUCUUCAGUCCGAGACAACAGAAGAAAAAGGGUUUAAGGGACAUGGGAUGUUGGCUCCAUUUACCGCUGGAUGGCAGAGCAGCGACUUACACCCCCUAGUUAUUGAGAAAUCAGAGGGUUGCUAUGUCUAUGACAUCAAUGGGAAGAAAUAUCUAGAUUCGCUUGCUGGACUAUGGUGCACAGCUUUAGGUGGAAAUGAACCUCGCCUUGUCAAAGCUGCGACUGAGCAAUUAAACAAAUUGCCAUUCUACCACUCCUUUUGGAAUCGUACAACGAAGCCCAGCCUGGACCUUGCAAAGGAACUUCUUGAUUUUUUCACAGCACGUAAAAUGGGAAAAGUAUUUUUCACGAAUAGUGGUUCCGAAGCCAACGAUUCUCUGGUAAAACUCGUGUGGUAUUAUAAUAAUGCACUAGGAAGGCCUAAAAAGAAGAAAUUCAUAGCACGGUCAAAAGCGUACCAUGGAUCGACAUUAAUUUCAGCUAGUCUUUCUGGCCUUCCAGCUCUGCACCAAAAGUUUGAUCUACCUGCACCUUUUGUAUUGCACACUGAUUGCCCUCACUAUUGGCGCUACCAUCUACCAGGAGAGACAGAGGAGGAAUUUUCAACCAGAUUAGCCAAUAACUUGGAGAAUCUUAUUCUGAAAGAAGGGCCUGAUACAAUUGCUGCUUUCAUUGCAGAACCUGUUAUGGGUGCUGGAGGUGUUAUUCCUCCCCCAGAUACCUAUUUUGAAAAGAUGCAAGCUGUCGUGAAGAAAUAUGAUAUUCUUUUCAUAGCAGAUGAGGUCAUUACCGCAUUUGGAAGGUUGGGUACAAUGUUUGGAUGCGACAAAUAUAACAUUAAACCUGAUCUUGUCUCCAUAGCAAAAGCUCUGUCAUCUGCAUAUAUGCCAAUUGGUGCGAUUCUUGUUAGCCCAGAAAUUUCGGAAGUAAUAUAUUCUCAGAGCAAUAAGCUUGGUUCAUUUUCUCAUGGGUUUACAUACUCUGGACAUCCGGUAUCUUGUGCUGUCGCUCUAGAAGCACUUAAGAUAUAUAAGGAGAGGAACAUUCCUGAACAUGUCAAGGCUGUAUCUCCAAGGUUCCAAGACGGCCUAAAAGCCUUCUCAGGGAGUCCCAUCAUUGGCGAGAUACGCGGGAAUGGAUUGAUACUCGGGACUGAAUUUGCGGACAACAAGUCUCCUAAUGAUCCAUUCCCUCCUGAAUGGGGGGUGGGUGCGAUUUUUGGAUCCGAGUGUGAGAAGCGUGGAAUGCUUGUUCGAGUUGCUGGUGAUAACAUAAUGAUGUCGCCACCGCUAAUUAUAUCCUCAAGUGAAGUAGAUGAAUUGAUAAGCAUCUACACAGAUGCCCUGAAGAGUACAGAGGAGAGAGUUGCAGAGCUCAAAUCUCAGAAGAGUUAGUAAAUUAUCUUAUCAAGGUGUACAAAAUAAUUAUCUUCCUUUGUUGCUAAUAAUGAAAAUAAUUAUGAGAUGUAUCUUCUUCGUGUCGCGAUGAUGCUCAUUGUCAACAGAUUAUUUAUCUUAGCAUGACAUUUUCAUAUUUCGCUCAUCAAUGUAUCAGAUUCUCUGUGAAUUUGCAUGUGGGAUCUCUUUAGUA
Messenger RNA from Ananas comosus (pineapple), 1861 nucleotides. RefSeq names its product gamma-aminobutyrate transaminase 1, mitochondrial-like. Gene Ontology annotation, molecular function: S-adenosyl-L-methionine:8-amino-7-oxononanoate transaminase activity; pyridoxal phosphate binding. Gene Ontology annotation, biological process: biotin biosynthetic process. Lineage: Eukaryota; Viridiplantae; Streptophyta; Magnoliopsida; Poales; Bromeliaceae. The transcript is spliced from 19 exons. Bases 127 to 1665 code for a protein of 512 amino acids. The record is from RefSeq and is a predicted model, not a curated record.